Eurytemora carolleeae is the source of this 796-nucleotide messenger RNA. RefSeq lists its product as uncharacterized. Bases 46 to 744 code for a protein of 232 amino acids. Lineage: Eukaryota; Metazoa; Arthropoda; Copepoda; Calanoida; Temoridae. The record is from RefSeq and is a predicted model, not a curated record. The transcript has 10 exons.
AGAUUAACAUAAAAAAGGUGAAAAAUUCUAGACUGAUCUACAAAAAUGGGAGGAGAAGGUGCUACUCAUAAACAGGACUUUGAACUCUGUCUGGGGGUGAUAGGUGUAGUUGAUGGAUUGAAUGGAAGACGAUGCAUAGCCUCGGAUACAGUUUAUACUGUAGUGUUCGGCUUAAGCUGUAUUAUCUUAGGGCUCAUUGUAUCAGCAAUCCUGCGUCUGAUAGAUGCGAAGAUAAACAGGAAACUGAACCGGGCUCAAGGAGUACAGGAGGAGGAGGAAGCAGCAAUACUGAGAACAUAUGUUGAUGAGCAGUUAGAGCAGAUAACAGCUGAUUUUGAGAAAGCUUCAUCUGCUGGAAUGUUCAGUGGCAAACUCGCAGAACACGUGGAAAACCCCUGGCUUGGAACACCUUUGGUCUCUAAAAGGGGAUCAAUCACAUCAUUAGGAUCAAGGAGGGACUCUGUUGUGUCUGCCACAGUUCUCAUAAAGAGAGUGAAGGCUACUCCACCAGAUUCUAGGGUAGAGUCCAGGGCUGAUACUCCAAUUCCUUCUAGAAGCAGCAGCAUAAAGAAUGUAGAUGCUGCAGCAAGAAUGCGUAAAAUAAGUGGAGUAAGCAAAUCUUCAGAGAAAAGUUUCUAUAUCAACGCAAUAAUUCCAGAGGUAAUAGUAGCUGAUGAAGGAAAUGAAGAUGGAAAAAAAACAAGAGAAGGAAAAGGAGAACACAAUGCUGCUUUUCUUCCUUAAAAUUGCAUCCACAUUAAAAUGUUCAAUAAAAAAAUAAAAGGUUUUUCAUUUA